AUGGGGUUCAUCGGCGGCGGCGGUGACAAGGUGCACCACCACCACCACCACCACAGCCACCAGAAUCAUCUGAGUUUUCACUUUCUGAAGAAGGAAGCGAUGGACAUCCCAAAAGGGUGUAUGGCGGUGAUAGUGGGCCAGGGCGAGGAGCAGCAGAGGUUUGUGAUUCCGGUGGUUCACAUCAACCACCCGCUCUUCAUUCAGCUGCUGGAGGAAGCCGAGAAGGAGUACGGUUUCGACCACGACGGUCCGAUCACUAUCCCGUGCCACGUGGAGGAGUUCCUCGCCGUUGAGGGCUUGAUUGAUAAGGAGAAGUCGGCGGUCAACUAUGAGCAGCACCACCACCAUCAUCAUCACCAUGUGUGGUGUUUUAGGGCUUGA
Molecule: messenger RNA, 381 nt
Organism: Rosa rugosa (rugosa rose)
Lineage: Eukaryota; Viridiplantae; Streptophyta; Magnoliopsida; Rosales; Rosaceae
Product: auxin-responsive protein SAUR32
Exons: 1
Coding region: 1-381 (126 amino acids)
Biological process (GO): response to auxin
Source: RefSeq, a predicted model, not a curated record